Molecule: messenger RNA, 778 nt
Organism: Austrofundulus limnaeus
Lineage: Eukaryota; Metazoa; Chordata; Actinopteri; Cyprinodontiformes; Rivulidae
Product: fibronectin type III domain-containing protein 7
Molecular function (GO): protein binding
Source: RefSeq, a predicted model, not a curated record
UUCCAUGUGUGCCCCAACUGGCCAAUGGCCGUCUGGACUGCCUAUCAAACAAUGCCUGGGUGAGCUGGGACCCUGCAGCAGGGGCAACGAGUUACUUCAGCAUGGCGCAGGCAGCCAACGGUGACAGUUUCAACUGCACCACGUCUUCGGCGCCCUGUGGAAUCGCCAAUCUGAAAUGUGGGACCCUUUACACCUUCGCUGUCAUGGCCAUCAAUGAUUACUGCAGAAGUAAUCACAGCAAACCCUUCGACCUUGUGACAGGCCCUUGUACUCUAGAGACCAUCAAUGCAACAAGUGAAUGCAACAGUGGCACCAUCCUGGUUGAAUGGAAGAAAACAGGAGACACGUCCACCUACCUGGUUACAGCCGUGGCAGACGAUAAUACCGUAAUUUCCUGUAACAGCUCAUCCAGUUCGUGCCUUCUCCAGGGUGCCCGCUGUGACACGCACUACAGCGUCGUAGUGUCAGCUUCCUCUGACACGUGCGGCAGCCUCAGAAGUCCUCUGACAAAGAUCACAACCGCCCCAUGCGUGCCGAGCAAUGUGACGGUGGGGUCAUUGUGUGAGAAAAACGUGGCUGCGGUGUCGUGGGCUGCGUCGCCCGUGGCCUCAUCCUACCAGCUGACAGCCACGGGACAGGAUGGACACAAGACGGGGUGCAGCUCCGCAAUGAGCAACUGUUCCCUGGUUGAUCUUCACUGCGGUCAAACGUACAGCUUCAGCAUCACGGCCAACGGAGGCAACUGCACCAGCUUUCCCAGCAACUCAACCUUUAAAAC